This is a messenger RNA of Durio zibethinus, 1706 nucleotides long. RefSeq names its product armadillo repeat-containing protein LFR-like. The record is from RefSeq and is a predicted model, not a curated record. Gene Ontology annotation, cellular component: brahma complex; SWI/SNF complex; nucleoplasm. NCBI's taxonomy places the organism in Eukaryota, Viridiplantae, Streptophyta, Magnoliopsida, Malvales, Malvaceae. Gene Ontology annotation, molecular function: nucleosome binding. Gene Ontology annotation, biological process: positive regulation of DNA-templated transcription; chromatin remodeling; regulation of transcription by RNA polymerase II.
UAAAUUCAAAAGUACAUAAUUCGGGCUACUCGGAUCUUGAUAAUUACAGAAACGCCACAGCAAAUCUGCCCGAGUCGAAAAAAGAAAGAAAAAAAAAUAUUAUGCAGAAGAGAGAGCAGGGCAAAUCAGGCGGCGCGGCUGGUGGGACCGCUGCACCAUCUGCAAAGAGAGGCCGGCCCUUUGGCAGCACAGCUGGAGGCGCAGCCUCCGCCUUUUCAGCUGAUUCAGUGGCUCCGUCCACUCUCUUCGGCCCUUCCCUCCAAAUCCAGAACUCCUUCGCAGAACAAAACAAUAAAAGGAUAGUUCUUGCACUUCAAAGUGGAUUGAAGAGUGAGUUGACUUGGGCUUUGAACACUCUCACAUUGCUCUCUAAAGAUGAUAUGCGUAAAGACGCCUGCUUGGCCAAAAUACCUGGCUUGCUCGAUGCUCUUCUCCAAAUUAUAGACGAUUGGCAUGAUAUGGCCCUCCCAAAGGAACUUAAAAAGGGACAAAGGGCUAGAACAUUGGGUGCGAGUUCUGUUGUAACAGGAUUUGGGAAUGAAUACGAGGCGUUGGGAACAAACACCUUGCUGCCACAGUCAGGAUUGAGGUCAGGUUCUUCUGCUGCAGAAAUAUCGAGGCAGAAGAAUACUACCAAAGUGCGUCCUUCUGAGUGGUGGUUUGAUGAAGAUGGUCUAUUUAAUCUAGAUGAUGAGGGGCGAGCAGAAAAACAGCAGUGUGCUGUUGCUGCUUCUAAUAUUAUUCGCAACUUUUCUUUCAUGCCAGAGAAUGAAAUUGCUAUGGCUCAGCAUCGGCAUUGCUUGGAAACUGUGUUUCAGUGCAUAGAAGGUCACAUUGUAGAGGAUGAGGAACUUGUUACAAAUGCCAUUGAGACAAUUGUAAAUUUGGCUCCCUUGCUUGAUCUUCGAAUUUUUAGCUCACCAAAACCAUCCUACAUUAAAAUAACUGAAAAACGUGCAGUUCAAGCUAUCAUGGGGAUGCUAGGAUCCCCAGUCAAAGCCUGGCACUGUGCAGCUGCAGAAUUUCUUGGGCGCAUGAUUAUAAAUCCUGAAAAUGAACCUCUCCUCCUUCCCUUUAUUCCACAGAUGUAUAAGCGUUUAGUAGAUCUUUUGAGCUUGCUGGCGUUUGAUGCUCAAGCUUCUGCCAUUGGUGCACUCUAUAACCUUGUGGAUGUCAAUAUGGACUGCAGAUUGAAGCUUGCUAGCGAAAGAUGGGCCGUUGAUCGUAUACUGAAAGUGAUCAAGACACCACAUCCAGUACCAGAAGUCUGCCGGAAAGCUGCGAUGAUAAUAGAGCACCUUGCAUCUGAUCCUCAGAAUAGGACAUCGCUGCUAGCUUAUGAAAAUGCAUUUGCAGAGAUACUCUUUUCAGAUGGUAGACAUUCUGAUACCUUUGCAAGGAUUUUGUUUGAACUGACUUCAAAACCAAACAACAAAAUGGCAACAGCUCGGGGAAUUUGGGGCACGUAAUUUAGACCUUGACUCUAAUUAAGUCGACUGUUAGAUUUGGACAUGGCCCCUAAGCUUACUUGUACAUACUGCCCGAGUUUAGAUUAUAACUGAUCAUUAAUUAUGUCGUGCUUGUAAUAUGUAUGGAUCCUUAAUUUCGACAAUGUUUUUUAAACACUCAGAAAGCUGGCUAUAGCGCUAUCAUCUAGUAUUUAUUUGUCCUAGUGUUAAUGGCAUAAAUAUAAUCGAAUUUUACUA